AUGAUCACUGAGGACUCAGACCGCAUUAGUAAGGAGGUUGUUGACUUCUUUGAAAAUCUUUGGAGGAGGAAUGAGGCUGGUCAGACGAGCUUGCAGGCUGAGCUUUUGGAGUUAAUUCCUCCCUUAGUGUCUAGGGAUGAUAAUAAUAUGCUUGAGGAACCAGUCUCGAUGAAGGAAGUAAAAUCUGCUAUUUUUUGGAGCGGUUUUACCCUAGGAAGGAGAAUUGUGGAUGAGGUUAUUGUGGCCCAUGAGGCAAUCCACAUGGCCAUGAAGAGUAGACAAAGAAGAAUGAUCCUAAAACUAGAUAUUCAGAAAGCCUAUGAUAGAGUUGAUAGGUCUUUCCUGGUGGUUGUGCUAGCAAGGUUCAAGUUUUGUAAGGCUUGGAUUAAGUGGAUUUCUAGUAUGAUUAUGCAGUUCUCAGCAUCGGUUUUAGUCAAUGGCAGUCCUCAAGGUUUCUUUUCCACCUCAUGGGGCAUUCAGCAAGGGGAUCCAAUAUCCCCCUUUCUCUUUAUUUUGUUGGCAGAAGUUCUUGGCCAGUCAAUUGCUCAUAAGAGAUUUCAAGGGAUGUGGAAAGGCAUUGAGAUUGCUCGUGGGGUGGAUUCCACAACUCAUUCUUAG
Messenger RNA from Cryptomeria japonica (Japanese cedar), 618 nucleotides. RefSeq lists its product as uncharacterized. The record is from RefSeq and is a predicted model, not a curated record. The coding region runs from base 1 to 618 and encodes 205 amino acids. The transcript has 2 exons. NCBI's taxonomy places the organism in Eukaryota, Viridiplantae, Streptophyta, Pinopsida, Cupressales, Cupressaceae.